Messenger RNA from Leptidea sinapis, 745 nucleotides. It is a transcript of the gene Llp1, whose product is annotated as lysozyme. Bases 136 to 588 code for a protein of 150 amino acids. The record is from RefSeq and is a predicted model, not a curated record. The transcript is spliced from 5 exons. NCBI's taxonomy places the organism in Eukaryota, Metazoa, Arthropoda, Insecta, Lepidoptera, Pieridae.
AUUUCAUUUAACUAGCGUGUCGCGUGACUGUGUCUGCUGUAAAAAACUUCUAUAUGCGACAUACAAGUGACAGAACGAGUAAUUGGCCAAUCCUAAUUUGAUAAUUCUCGCAGACUGUUAGAGGGACAGGCCGCCAUGUUAUUGAUGUCAGGACCCAAGAUGCGGCUUUCUUUCGAGCUCAUGUUCUUCAUAGUGGUGGUUCUGAUCGACAGCGGUUACAGUCACAAAAGAACCUUCACCAGAUGCCAGCUUUCGCGGGAAUUGUUGAGAUAUAAUUUUCCAAGAACACUUAUUCCCAAUUGGGUAUGUCUGAUCGAGCACGCAAGUGGCAGAACAACAGACAAGCUGACGAAUCAUAACAACUCCUACAGCAGCUACGGACUAUUUCAAAUUAACAACAAAGAUUGGUGCAAAAAAGGCAGAAAAGGAGGAAACUGCAGUAUGAAAUGUGAAGAUCUACUAAAUGAAGAUUUAGCUGAUGACGUGAGAUGUGCUAAACGUAUCUACGAUCGCGUCGGAUUUAAGGCAUGGCCUUCUUCUUACGCUUACUGCAAAGAAAAAAGCCUGCCGGAUCUAUCAAGAUGCUAACUUCAAUAACAAAACAAAUAUUGCAUAUUAAUUCAUUAAAUUAUAACUUUUAUCUUUCAUUAAUUAUAUUUUCGCAAUGUUUCUAGUUUAGUUUUUAGUGAGUAAGUUUUGUCAUUUUAAGAAUAUGAUAAAGAUAGGCCAAAAAUUGUGUUCUCUA